AUGUGCGCCUUAUGUUGUGGAAAUGAGGAGGGUUAUUACCACAAUUUCAUUGGUAAUGUGGAGUUCCACAUGGACGAUCCGUGGUACAACGUGAGAGACUUGCUAAGGAUUUUGAAGCGAAUGAAAAGACUGGACCUGGCCCAUCCAGAGAACAGAUACAAAUCAUUAUGUUGGUUGAACGGUAUGGACUGUCUUGUCCCUUACGGGCCAACAUGCAGAUUUCCAUGCAAGGAUUUCUAUGUGACAGAAGCUCGUGGAUGCUGGGGUCAGGCCUUGAGCCAGCUAAAGAAAAAUUUGGCGGAUAAUUGCAUGAUCAAGUUUGAGAUGGGGAGAGCUUCACCACCACGUUGUGGAAAGAAAUACAGGAAAUCGUGUACAAAUGAUGGAUUUGAUUGCGGUGGCAACGUCAAAUGCUGCUCAGGAAUUGAAGAUGUCUGCGGUCCAAAGAUGGAAGAAUGUUGCGAUUCAGGAGAACCAGACUGUUGUGAUGAACGGUGUGAAGCAUUAGACCAUUAUUGUUCGGAAACUAGCGAGUUAUGUGACAAAUGCCUUGGUCCAGAACCACCAUCAUGUUGUCCAGACUGGUGCGGCUCAUGUAAAGUAAAAAAAAUUCCACCUGAGUCCUACAAAUGCUAUAUUAAGAGUUUCCAUGAUCCCAUUGAAAAAAUGAUAAGAAAUAUAGAAAAAAGGGACUGCGUGUUCACACGAAAAUCCUUCGAAAAUUACUACAAAGUUAUCUGGACGAAGUGUAAGAAAAAAUGUGAUAUUUUGGAAGAGCGUGACAGUGAGGACUUUAUUUGUGACGAAUGCUGUCGACAAGAACAGGAAGAAUUGCAAUAUUGCUGCUAUCCGGAAGAAGAAGAAGGAGAAGAGUGCAAUUGAUUCGAUUAUUGGAAACAGUAUCGAUAGAAUAUAAUAUGGAAACAGAAAAUAGAAAAAGAUUGAGAAUGAAACAGUUCACAAGAAACAAACUACAAUUUCUCGAGCAAUCUUUGGGAGAAUCUUUGAGAAGAUUGAUAAUUAUAAUAAAUGGCAUUAUAUUGGCAAUUUCACAUUUCA
This is a messenger RNA of Harmonia axyridis, 1059 nucleotides long. RefSeq lists its product as uncharacterized. The transcript has 2 exons. Gene Ontology annotation, molecular function: structural molecule activity. The coding region runs from base 1 to 882 and encodes 293 amino acids. Lineage: Eukaryota; Metazoa; Arthropoda; Insecta; Coleoptera; Coccinellidae. The record is from RefSeq and is a predicted model, not a curated record.